AUGUCAUCAAGUCCAAAGCCAAAGUCUUUCAUUCGGCGUCUCGGCCAGAUCGAGCUGUGCGAAUCAGCGCUGCACAACCUGGACUACUACUGCAGUACAGCCCUCACAUGCCGCUACACACUCCCACCAUCCCUCCGCGGCUUCGAUAACCAGGACAGAGUCUUCCGACGCUUCGACCAAGCCAUUGCCCAAACGGUGCUUCGGUUUCCACUUCUACAAGUUGGUCUUGUCGGUGAGAGUACGAAAAAGCCCGCUUGGGUGUCGCUCCCGUCGCUUGAUCUCGCAGACCAUGUAUCUUGGGAUGUCCGACCGGAAUCGAAGGAGUAUGAAAGGGCGUUUGAAGCGAAUCUGGGAUAUCAGCUCGACUCCAAAUUUGAGAGUAUUGAGACAAGGCCUGGAUGGAGAAUAUGUCUGAUGCGGACCAAGACAGACAACUUUGUGGAUGUGAUGUAUGUCUGGAACCAUGCUAACCACGAUGGUAUGGGCGCCAAGAUCUUUCAGAAAACACUACUCCAGAGCCUCAACUACCCAACUUCUUCAUCGCUGCUACGAAGCGGAUCUCGAGCCAUAACGACUUCUAUAUGCAAGGAUAGCUUUCCCCAACCACAAGAGAAACUGGCAAAGCAUAACUUGAGCUUGGGGUAUGCUUGCUCCGAGAUUUGGCAUGGUCUUUGUCCAUCUUGCUUCCACUCAGCAGAGUCGAAAGCUCGGUGGGCACCUAUACAGGCUGAUCCGUACAUCACGCGCUUCAAGGCUGUUGACAUUGACGCGAUUACUUUGAAGAAACUUCUGGGCCAAUGCCGAGAGAACGAUACUACACUUACAGGCCUCAUCCACGGAAUCGUCCUAGCCUGUCUAUCCGUUGACAUUAACGAGGGCAACACCGACGCGUUUCAAGUCGCAACAGCAAUUGAUCAUCGAAAGUUCUUACGCAAGGAGCUUCGACCGUCAAAGUACGCAUCCAUUGACCUUGAUAAUAGCAUUCAAAACUGCACCGCAUCCCUCUCCCACCUAUUCGACCACGAAAUCGUCAGCGACAUGAGAGCCCAAGCGCGAAUCAACAACUGGCCUGCCCAACCCAUCGGCGAUCUAGAGCCCACGAUCUGGAAAGCAGCACAACAAAUCCGCAGAGAUAUAGAAAAACGGCUUGACGCUGGUGUGAACGAUAACGUAGUCGGCUUGAUGAAGGUUGUAUCUGAUUGGCAUGAUUACCUCGAGUCACUGGGGAAGAGACCUCGUGACUUAUCGUGGGAGGUCACGAAUCUUGGUGUUAUUGAUGGCAAGACUGAGGAUGAUGGCUUUGCGAUGGGUAGGGCGAGGUUUUCGCUAAGUGGGAAUGUCGUUGGGCCGGCGAUUCAGAUCAGUAUGGUUUCUGUGAAGGAUGGAGAUUUGUCGGUUGAGUUAUCGUGGCAGGGCUUGCCAGAGAUUCAUGAGGUUGCUCAGAGGUUGGUGCAAGACAUGCGAGCUUGGUUGUUGUAUCUAGGUGCUUGA
This is a messenger RNA of Fusarium fujikuroi IMI 58289, 1491 nucleotides long. RefSeq lists its product as uncharacterized. The transcript is spliced from 2 exons. The coding region runs from base 1 to 1491 and encodes 496 amino acids. Gene Ontology annotation, molecular function: N-acetyltransferase activity. Lineage: Eukaryota; Fungi; Ascomycota; Sordariomycetes; Hypocreales; Nectriaceae. The record is from RefSeq and is a predicted model, not a curated record.